CUUGAACUUUAUUUAAGUGGUAGAUUAUCGAUUUCUAGUACUUCAAACCACGGCAUGUCUGCAGAAAACCAGUUAGCCAUCGUGGAGGGGCAGUUUGAUGAUGCUCCUUGUGAGACCGCUAUCCGAGCCGUGGACGACCAGCAAGAUCCGCGCGCAGGCAGAUACUUCAUUGACGACGAACACCUUCUCUCAUGGUCUGACGAGAGCUCGGAAGAUGAUGACGGAGACGAGCUAAACGAAGAUGACUUUGAAGAUGUCAGAGCAGAUGAUGAAGAUUGGGAGGUUGCAGAACGAGAUUUUACCAAACAAUAUAACCGGCUUCGGCAGCAUGUCGCUGUACGCACUGGCAACGCACAGGGAACCCCAUCCUCCAUUAAUCGUGCAGCUGUCGUUGCACCUCUUCCUGCGGUAAAUAAGCCACGCAGCCUGAAUGCAGUUCCUGCACAUGCAAAGGACAAAACUACCAAUCAACUAGCUGUUCUCUCGAAGUACUCGUCUCGCAUUGCUAAAAUUGAUCAACCGUACGUCAUGGGCGCCAGCGUGAACAGAAAAGGUCCUAGUUCAUAUGCGAAUGCGAAGGACAAGUCAGAUCGCGCCACAUCUGAGCAAGUACUUGACCCCCGCACUCGGAUCAUCCUUUUCAAGAUGAUCGGACGAGAACUCAUCCAGGAGGUGAAUGGAUGUGUUAGUACAGGAAAGGAGGCAAAUGUUUAUCAUGCUCUCACCCCCACCUCCACGCAUAUUGCCCUCAAAAUAUACAAGACAUCAAUCCUUGUGUUCAAGGACCGCGAUCGUUAUGUGACAGGCGAGUAUCGCUUCAGACGCGGCUAUAGUAGACGCAAUCCACGCAAGAUGGUACGUCUGUGGGCGGAGAAGGAAAUGCGCAAUCUCAAGAGACUUGUGUCCGCCGGGAUACCAUGCCCCGAGCCCAUCGAGGUCCGGGAAAAUAUCUUGGUAAUGGGUUUUCUUGGUGAUGAGGAGGGCUGGGCAUCUCCUCGCUUAAAGGACGCCGACAUCCCCUCUGCAUUAUACCCAGCAUUGUACGAAGAGCUCAUUCUCAAUGUCCGGAAGAUGUACCACACUUGCAAACUUGUUCAUGCCGAUCUUUCCGAAUACAAUAUUCUCUUUCACGGUGGACAUCUCUGCAUUAUCGACGUCUCGCAAUCUGUAGAGCACGAUCACCCCAGCGCGUUCGACUUCCUGAGGAGCGAUAUCAAGAAUAUCGAGGACUUUUUCGAGAGGUUCGGGGUAAAGUGCCUGGGUUUGAGGCGAUGCUUCGAUUUCAUCACGAGAGUGCACGUAGUCGAGGAGGGGCAGGACGAGGGAUCCGCUUUGAAGCACUGGCUAGCAGAAGCCGACAAAGAACAACAAAGCCCCCCAUCUAUGGACGGAAGCACUAACAAUAUCAUCUCCUUAUCGAACACAUCAGCUACUCAUGAAGACAAUAUUUUCCUUCAGUCAUAUAUCCCCCGCACGCUGAACGAGGUAUACGACGCUGAACGCGACGUGGAGGUUUUGACGAAGGGUGAUGGGAAAAAUUUGAUUUACGCAGAAACCAUUGGUUUGACGCAUCCCACCUCUGGUGUGAGUCAGGAAGGCGAAGUCAGGCCACAUGUGCGAUUCAAGGGCGAGGGAUCUUCAGAGGAUGGGGGCCUCGUUGACGAAGGCGAGUACACGAGCGAUAGCGAGGAAGAAGGGAGUGGAGAGCCUGAGGCAGCUGAGGUGAGCAAGGACACCUUCGACCCUCGCACACCUAGGGGCCACAGGCACGAAGAUCGGGAGGCCAAGAAGGAACGCAAAAAAGCUGUCAAAACCGAAGCACGUGAGAAGCGGAAAACUAAAAUCCCCAAGGCUGAGAAGAAGCGCAAAACAAAAAGCUCGCGAGCACACUAAAAGGACCCUUGGCUAUAUCCCUUCA
Messenger RNA from Suillus subaureus, 1918 nucleotides. RefSeq names its product RIO1 family-domain-containing protein. Gene Ontology annotation, molecular function: ATP binding; protein serine/threonine kinase activity. The transcript is spliced from 5 exons. Gene Ontology annotation, biological process: maturation of SSU-rRNA. The coding region runs from base 55 to 1893 and encodes 612 amino acids. The record is from RefSeq and is a predicted model, not a curated record. Gene Ontology annotation, cellular component: cytosol; preribosome, small subunit precursor. NCBI's taxonomy places the organism in Eukaryota, Fungi, Basidiomycota, Agaricomycetes, Boletales, Suillaceae.